UCCGCCAUUGUUAUCGUCUCACUCGGAAGCUCAAAACAAUGGAUUCUCACGAGUAGAACGAAAGCAUUUAUUCACUAUGCUCUCCUCUACGAAACUGCAACCGCCCAAACCUGCAAUCUUCGUGAAUCCGAUCAUCCAACAACCAUUCAUCGGUAAAAGUCCCCCGUUUCGCCGCCGGUACACUCUCCGGCAAGCUUCUCUGCGAUUCGCCAAGGUCUCGGACUCAAUCGCGUCUCCAUUGUACUCGAAUCCGAACGAAUCUUCCGGUCUAACUUCUUCCGUGGGCCAGCCUCCUCUCCAACUCUCGCAAUGGACGCUCACGCAGAAACACUUCGUCUUGCUCAACGUCGUCGCUUGCGUAACAGCGAUCUCAGCAUCAUGGCUAUUCUUAGCUGCGAUUCCUACUCUUCUGGCUUUCAAGAAAGCAGCAGAGUCUGUUGAGAAGCUUUUGGAUGUAACCAGAGAAGAGUUACCUGAUACAAUGGCUGCUCUUCGCUUAUCCGGGAUGGAGAUCAGUGACUUAACUAUGGAGCUUAGUGAUCUAGGGCAAGGUAUCACUCAAGGUGUUAAAAGCUCAACGCGGGCUAUUCGCGUGGCUGAAGAUAGACUAAGGAGGUUUACAAACAUGAAUCCAGUAGCUUCAAUGCAGGAGGUGAUGCAUCAGACCGAGAGAAAGGAAACAGAACCAGUGGUGGCUAAAGCGGCGAGGAACUUGAGGGAAGGGAUCGUUAAGGGACGUUCUUUAUUACAAUUGUUCUUCACGAUCACUCGCUUCUCCAAAACUGCCGCAAGUUAUUUUGCAAAGCGAGUUAAGCAGUAGAAGGUUUAUUAUAGUCACUUCAUUUUUCACUUGCCCUUUUCCAGAAACCGAAUCUAGCUAGUGUUUGUAGCUUAAGAAUACUCUAGUUUGAUUAUUAUGAAACUGCAAAGAUGAUCUUGAAUCUUGAGACGCAAA
Molecule: messenger RNA, 955 nt
Organism: Brassica rapa (field mustard)
Lineage: Eukaryota; Viridiplantae; Streptophyta; Magnoliopsida; Brassicales; Brassicaceae
Source: RefSeq, a predicted model, not a curated record